Bufo gargarizans (Asiatic toad) is the source of this 1877-nucleotide messenger RNA. RefSeq names its product sperm acrosome associated 9 (gene SPACA9). The transcript has 4 exons. NCBI's taxonomy places the organism in Eukaryota, Metazoa, Chordata, Amphibia, Anura, Bufonidae. Gene Ontology annotation, cellular component: acrosomal vesicle; sperm flagellum; ciliary base. The coding region runs from base 102 to 809 and encodes 235 amino acids. The record is from RefSeq and is a predicted model, not a curated record.
CUCUGCACACACUCAGCGUUCCCCUGCCCAACGCCUCACACCGACCAGGGGCCCCGGGGUAAGACACCGCAGAGAGCCACAACUACAGCAGGGUCCCAGAAAUGGACUUCACAAUGAACGAGGCCAAGCAGACCCUCAAGGUCCUAGAGCAACAGUGCAAACUCCUGAGACAGCAGCAAGUGACCUUCAUCACCGCCCUGGAGCGCACGCGCGAAAACGCCCACGACAGGAUCAAACCUGUGCAGAAUCUGGCGCAGGUGCAAAGCUACUUAGACUACCACUGUAACAACAGCACCGACAAGAGAAUCCUUUCCCUGUUCCUGGAUGUCUGCAACAAUGUGGCGGAUUUCUGCGUCAAGCUGGAUGCCAUGCAGACUGAGAUGAGGUCCGCAGGGGGCGUCACUGAAGAAACCCUGACCCUGCUCAGUCCAACCAAUGAUCUGUCUGGUCUAAGAGCCAAGUAUCCUCAUGACGCUAUUAAUCACCUCAGUUGUGAUGAAGCCAGGAACUUUUAUGGUGGAGUUGUGAGCCUCAUCCCCAUCGUUCUGGACAAUAUCCGAGAAGCCGUGGCCAGGAUGGAGAAAGUGCAGCCUCAACAUCUGGGAAAGGACGACAGACUAGGCGCCGGUCAGAGGAGCAUACAGUAUAGUCACGUGAAGGCAGGAGGGGGUAGCUUCACACACAACACUGGGGCUCAGACCAAUGUCAGUCACGCAGAUUCAUCUUUUCAGACAUCAAACAAAAAUAAAUACAACAGUCAGUCCUUAAAACCAGCAUGGAGGCCCGCAGGACGCCUCUACACCAGUUAGAUUUCCCUGUAGCCCGUCCCCCACACUCCAUGUAAUAAAUCAUAGGUUGAGCAUCCUUCAGCUUUGGGUACAUCCAUGUUCCUCCAAACGGCACACUACUUUCUCUAUACAAAAUUGUAUUCAUUAUGAUUGCACAGCAGCCUGUAGUGUAAAGAAUGGAGUUUUUUUUUUUUUUACUGUGGUUGUCAUGGCUUGGUCCAGCACCAUGUGUUUCAUCAUACAUGUAAUCCAGCAAAGUGUAUAACAUACAGACAAGGAGAACAUAUACAUACCUAACCGUGGCAACCAGAUAGAAACCCUCCAUGCUUUACACUGCUAAAUGUAAUCUCAAAAAAGUUUAGAACCCAUUUGAGCCCCUCUCAUAGAUUACCACUAUACAGUAUAUUGAUAUAGCCGGUGUGUGCUUCAUAUAUAGAUGUGUGAUAUUCCAAGCAGAUUACAUUAUACAGGACGAUCUGGCCAUAGGAAUGAUUAUUAUUUUUGUGAUAAUUAACUAUAAAUUUUAAAAUCAUUACAAAAACUCAGGUGUGUAAAGCAGGGGAUACAUGGCGACAGGAAAUUGCAAAAACAUUUAUAGAUUUGCAAUCAGAAGAAUUCCAAUGGUGUCUCAUCACAACAGCAAUUUACGGUCGCUAUGCAGGACCGGUCCUGACAAAUCUGUCACCGAUUCCGACGACAGAUUUCUCAUUCUGGUUGUUGAUUAUGUCAUUUUAAGAUUUUACAGAUUUAAUUGGUUGUGAAUCAGAAAGUUAGGCGACUACUCUUAAAGGGGCCACGCGCCAGUAUUACUAUUCCUGGACUUUUCUAAUCAUUUUGUUUAUGAUAUUUACAUAUUUUUGUACUCUUAAAAAUUUUAAUUUUCUAUAUAAAAAAAAAUUAUAAUUUAAGUUGAGCUGGGAAUUGAUCGAUGUACCACAUUUAUACAAUGCGGCCGUGUCUCUACAUGCCACCUUUAGUGCAGUGGCCUCCAUUCCGGGUCUUGCUAAACUACAACUCCCAGGAUGGCCUGUCGGUUUUGAGCUAUCAGGGCAUGCUGGAAGUUGUAGUAUUUGCAAGGAGAAAGAAAAA